GCCAUAUUGGAAUGAGGCGGCGAGCGGAGCGCUGGGGAGCCGGAGCCCCGGGAACGGCGGAGGGCUGGAAAAACUCUCCGCAGGAUCCCUUCAUGAAUGUCCUGGCUGCCAGCAGGGUUUAAAGUGGGAGGCAACUCAUGACCACUAAACUGUGACAGUUUUGGAUUCUCCUGCUUCUGGCUACUUGGAAUAACAUUGGGCUGCUGUGGAGAUGAAUGGAGAACAGCGGCAUGAUGCAGAUGCUGGUUCUGGUGUGGAAGACAUGGAAUUCAGUUGGGAUGAGUAUCUAGAAGACACAGGAGCGGUUGCAGCCCCUCAUGGGUCUUUUAAACAUGUGGACACAAGUUUGCAGAAUGGUUUUGCACCUGGUAUGAAGCUAGAGGUUGCUGUCAAGUCUGACCAAAACACCUACUGGGUGGCCACCAUCAUUACUACCUGCGGGCAGCUGCUCUUGUUGCGCUACGAUGGUUAUGGGGAGGAUCGCAAGGCUGACUUCUGGUGUGACAUCAUGACAGCUGACUUGCACCCCAUCGGCUGGUGUGAGCAGAACGAGAAGGUUCUCAAAGUGCCUGAAGGUAUCAAAGACAAGAUACCUGAUCAGGAGGAAUUCCUUCAGCAAGUGCUGAAAGGAGCAUGCAGUGCCCCUGCUAACCUGCUGGAGGGGCUUCACAGAGGGAAAAAUCCGUUGGAUCUCAUUGCACCAGGCUCCCGACUGGAGCUCCAGAACUCCCGGGAUGCCCUGGAGGCCUGGAUUGUCACUGUGGUAGAAAAUGUUGGUGGGAGACUCAAGUUGCGAUACGAAGGGCUGGAGGAUUCUGACAAGUUUGACCAGUGGGUCUUCUACUUGGACCCUUUCCUUCAUCAAGUGGGAUGGGCGACUCAAAAUGGAUAUAACCUGCAACCGCCUUUAGCCAUUAGGUCUUUGAAAAGUGAAGCAGAUUGGCAAGAAAUCCUGAAGAAGGUAAAAGAGGAGGAAGAAGAGUCAUCGGUUCCUACAGAUCUCUUUAAGGAUAAACCUGUGAUUGGAGUGCAUUCAUUCUCUGAAGGCAUGAAGUUAGAAGCUGUGGACCCAUCGGCUCCCUUUGUAAUCUCUCCUGCCACAGUUCUCAAGGUGUACAAUGAGAAAUAUUUCAUGAUAGAAAUUGAUGACUUGAGGCCAGAGCGUGCAACCAGCCAGUCUUACAUUUGCCAUGUCAACAGUGCUGGGAUUUUUCCAGUGCAGUGGAGUCUGAAGAACGGCGUGCAUCUCAGUGCCCCGCCAGGUUAUCCUGGGCAGGACUUCGAUUGGGCAGACUACCUCAAACAAUGUGGUGCUGAGGCAGCUCCCCAGAGCUGCUUCCCUUCGUUAACUUCUGACCAUGGAUUUAAGGAGAAUAUGAAACUUGAGGCUGUGAACCCAGUUGAUCCGGAGGAAGUUUGCAUUGCUACAGUCACCAAGUUGAGAGAUUCCUACCUCUGGCUUCAGCUGGAGGGCUCCAAGAAGCCCAUCCCUGACUGCAUAGUGAGUGUGGAAUCGAUGAAUAUAUUUCCAGUGGGCUGGUGUGAGACGAAUGGAUAUCAGCUCAGACCUCCUUGCAAAGCAAUAGUAAAUAAACAGAAAAAGAUUGCAGUAGUUCAACCAGAGAAGCAAAUUUUGUCUUCAAGGACAGUUCACGAUGGACUAAAGAACCAGGAACUGAACUCCUCAGAUUCAGUGGUCAUUAAUGGAAAGUAUUGCUGCCCAAAGAUCUACUUCAACCACCGGUGCUUCUCAGGGCCUUACCUUAACAAGGGCAGGAUUGCAGAGCUUCCUCAGUCUGUGGGACCUGGGAACUGUGUUCUCGUUCUGAAAGAGGUUCUCACUUUAUUGAUCAAUGCAGCGUACAAACCCAGCCGUGUCCUGCGAGAGCUGCAGUUGGAUGAAGAAGCUGCAUGGCAUGGGCAUGGAGAGACCCUAAAAGCCAAGUACAAAGGGAAGAGCUACCGUGCAACUGUGGAAGUUGUGAGGACAGCAGAUCGAGUGGCAGAUUUCUGCAGGAAAACAUGCAUCAAGCUGGAAUGUUGUCCGAACCUUUUUGGCCCUCAGAUGGUGCUGGAUAAGUGUUCAGAGAACUGCUCUGUCCUGACAAAGACUAAAUACACACACUAUUAUGGAAAGCGGAAAAACAAGCGGAUAGGUAGGCCUCCGGGUGGCCACAGUAACUUGGAAGUAGCCAUGAAGAAACCAAAUAAAAGACGGAAGAAACGAAAACAUUUUUUUGUUCAUAAGAAAAAACGUUCUUCUACUUCAGUGGAUAACACUCCAGCUGGAUCUCCCCAGGGCAGUGGAGGAGAAGAGGAGGAUGACCAGGAUGAGGUAGAUGAAGAAUCUCUGAGUGAGGAUAGUACAUCCGAGCAGCAAGAUGAACUGCUUGAGGAAUCAGAGGUAUCAGAGAAAAAAUCACUGUCAUCCUCUCCUACACAGAGUGAGCUGUCUCAUUCUCUGACUCAGGACCAAGACAAGAGGAAGAGGAAGCUUAGGACCUUUUCUUUUUCCGAUGAUGAAAAUAAGCCUCCUUCGCCCAAGGAAAUAAAGAUUGAAGUUGCCGAAAAGCUGCAGCUGGACAGCAACCCUCUGGAAUGGAGCGUGGCUGACGUCGUGCGAUUCCUCAAAUCCACUGACUGUGCACCGCUGGCAAGAAUUUUCCUCGACCAGGAAAUUGACGGCCAGGCACUGCUGCUGCUGACCCUGCCGACCGUUCAGGAGUGUAUGGACUUGAAACUUGGGCCAGCUAUUAAACUUUGCCAUCACAUUGAAAGGGUUAAACUUGCUUUUUACCAGCAGUUCGCUAACUGAGAAGCAGUCAAGUUGAAGCAGACCUUUGAAGCACAACCACGCUCCUUUCUCUCUAUCAAGGAAAGCCAAAUAAAGCUGAACUGGCAACCCAGGAGCAUGAGUCAACCUCCAUUUUUCACUUUGGAGAAAAGACAACAUCUGGAGGAAAAUGCCAGUGCAAAAACAGGGGCUACUCUACCAGCUGCCAGCUUGGGAACACAAUAGUCUCUUGCUCUAUGGUUCCCUUUUUUUAAUGUAUUUUUUAAUGGUUACAGAAAAGUCUCCUCUGGUGGGAAGUGACAUUUCAAUAGUUCUGUUGGCACAGAACUUUUAAAGGAGAAACGAAUCCUGUUUACGUUCGCAUGGAGGCUGCCAGAAAUAACCUUUCUAUAUUCCUGGUGAUUCGCAGAAUCUCCAUCCCUCCCCGUGGACGGACACUUGCUUUACCACAGCACUGGCUUUGGAAUGUGCUUGGUGCACAUUCGUUUGUUAAUGUGGAGUAUUUUGAUGAAUUUGUUCGUUGUUAGGACAGCGAUGUGACCACAAGGUUCUGAAUGUACAGUAUAGCAAGAGUGAGAUUUGUUUCUUGUUUUGUUUAGGGGUUUUUUUUGUCUCUGUUCUUGAGUUUUUGUUUUGUCUUUGUUUUGAUUUUACUACCUCUGUGGCCUGAACAGUAGAAAUGAUGAACUAGAAAGGGAGGGAACUACUUGUGGAUAACUCAUAGGUAGCUGCACAGCAGUCUCUCUUCUGUAGGCAUGUCAGAAAUACAAAGCAGUAUAAGCAUACAGAGCUUCUGUUCCAGAGCUUAAAUGGAAACCUGUGCAGGCUGAACUUGGGUGUUACUUUAUUCUGAGGUGUCAGAAAAUAAUUAUUUUGCACUUCUCUUACAGAUGGACUGUGGUGGGGGUGAGGGGGAAGGGGUGGAAAGGAAGGAAAGAGAAAGUGCCUCUGCAUUUUCUUUUAUUCUGGUUUUCAGAUAAAAGAUAUUUUCUUUAUUUUGCCCUUCACAAUUCUGUGAAGUUGUUUCCGUUUUCUUAAGGAAUUGGGCCAUGUACACAGAGCCUGUCAGCAGCUUUUUUGCUAUGUUACCUGUGCGUCUUCUUGGAGAACACACUAAGAAAACUGCGAUCAGUGAGGACUGCAGCAUAGCUCUGUGCCAGUGUUUGCAUACUGGAAACUAUCUUAAAGCAUGACUUUGUAUUUUUACCUACUUACAGCUACUCAGGAUCACACUUGACAACAAUGUGGGGGUUUGGGAAGGGCUUUUUGAUCUUUUUCUAGAGAAAAGAAAAAGGACCUGAGGGGCAUCUAUUUGUAGACCCACAGUAGGAUGAACUGCUGAUUUUAAUUUUAGGCAUUAAACACACUCAGCCACUUGCUGUGGACCUGUGCUUCACGCUUGAACUAAGAGGGCUUAACUUACUUUCCAUUAAAGAUGUGAGGAAUUUGCAUCAGGCUUGAGAUCUGCUUCACAUAAGGAUUAGGUUUCCAGUGCUUUGCAUUCAUUUUCUUUGCCUGUUCUCAGCAGUAUGUGGAGGAGCAUGGGCAGGAGCUUCGUGAAGUCGGGGAGCAUGCAGCCCUGAUCCUUUCUCCUGUUCAUUUACCUUUUCAAAUACAGACCCUGGCAUCCUAAGACAGUCGAGGCAGGAAGGUGCUUACUGCAGGGUCUUUAGGUUCUGUGCUAGCUUCUGUGUGGUUACUCUGAUCAGUGGAUGAAUUCAAGCUUCUCUAGGGCACAAAAUGAUAGGUUAUUCUGGUGCUGGGAGCUGUAGAUUCAUUGAAGAGGUCAUCAGUCAUCUGUAAACGAAGAGCUGUAAACGAGGAGCUGAGUUUGCACAGUCUGUAUCCACCACACACGUUGAGGGGAUUGACGACCAAUGAAAACUGUUUUGAGUAAGCAAAA
Molecule: messenger RNA, 4697 nt
Organism: Lagopus leucura (white-tailed ptarmigan)
Lineage: Eukaryota; Metazoa; Chordata; Aves; Galliformes; Phasianidae
Gene: SFMBT1
Product: Scm like with four mbt domains 1
Exons: 21
Coding region: 212-2815 (867 amino acids)
Biological process (GO): regulation of DNA-templated transcription
Cellular component (GO): nucleus
Molecular function (GO): histone binding; transcription corepressor activity
Source: RefSeq, a predicted model, not a curated record